Molecule: messenger RNA, 386 nt
Organism: Leptopilina boulardi
Lineage: Eukaryota; Metazoa; Arthropoda; Insecta; Hymenoptera; Figitidae
Product: nuclear protein 1
Exons: 1
Coding region: 154-363 (69 amino acids)
Biological process (GO): negative regulation of cell cycle; regulation of transcription by RNA polymerase II; negative regulation of cell population proliferation
Cellular component (GO): nucleus
Source: RefSeq, a predicted model, not a curated record
UGUUUUAACAAAAACAGUAUUAUUGUGAAAUCUAUAUAUAUAUAUUGUGAAUUAAAUUCUCUGUUACUGUGGAAAAAAAAAAAUUUCGUUUUAUUUUUUUUGCUUACACUUGAAAAAGAAAAAGUAAGAAAAAUCUAAUUAAAGUGAUAAAUUAUGUCUGAGGAUCAUUUUGACGCAUACGAGCAUUUCAAUUACGAUUAUGAUAAACACAUAUUUAGCGCUCACAGUGGAAAACAAAGAAGCAAACGUGAAGCCAUUCUUCAUACAAAUCAUUUUGAUCCAAGUGGACAUUCUCGAAAGAUCGUUACUAAAUUAAUGAAUUCCGAGCAUAAUAAACGACACGUUGAAAAAAAUAAAUCCUAAAUACAACGCAAAAAAAAAAAAAA